AUGGCAUCGUCAACUACUACCACCAAGACCACCAAGGAGGAGAAGCCGGUGCAGUCCAAGCCAAGAACCCUGGCAGACAUGUCCGAGAGCAUCGACCAAGCCACAUUCGAACAGAUCCUCGAAAUGGACGAUGAGGACGAGCACGAGUUCAGCCAGGGUAUUGUGUACGGCUUCUUUGAGCAAGCCGAAACCACUUUCGACAAGAUGGAGAAGGCCCUCGAAGAGAAGAAACUCGGCGAGCUGUCGUCGCUAGGCCACUUCCUUAAAGGCUCUUCGGCCACUAUCGGGCUCACCAAGGUCAAGGACGCAUGCGAGAAGAUCCAACACUAUGGAGCGGGCAAGGACGAAUCGGGAACCAACGACGAGCCAGAUGAGGAGGUGUCUCUCGAAAAGAUCGAAAAGACGCUGGCGACCGCUAAGAAGGAUUACAAGGAAGUAGAGACUUUCUUCCGCCGGGACUACUAUCAUGAUGAUGAGACGCCCUCGUCCCCCGAAGAACCCAAGAAGGACGCCAAAGCAUAG
This is a messenger RNA of Aspergillus mulundensis, 522 nucleotides long. RefSeq names its product Hpt domain-containing protein. NCBI's taxonomy places the organism in Eukaryota, Fungi, Ascomycota, Eurotiomycetes, Eurotiales, Aspergillaceae. Gene Ontology annotation, molecular function: protein histidine kinase binding; histidine phosphotransfer kinase activity. The coding region runs from base 1 to 522 and encodes 173 amino acids. The record is from RefSeq and is a predicted model, not a curated record. Gene Ontology annotation, cellular component: cytoplasm; nucleus. Gene Ontology annotation, biological process: phosphorelay signal transduction system; phosphorylation. The transcript is spliced from 3 exons.